UGUGUGGCGCUCCUGGCGUGUCACAACAGUACAAACGAGGAAUAGGAGACCGCUAACAUUCUCCCUCAAACCUGAUGCGAAGCGCUUUAAUUUGAUACUUUUUCAUGUUUUGUGUUAAACUAUACGAAACAUGUGAGUGUGUAAGUGAGUGUUAGUCAGUUGUAUCGAUCUGAUGAACGCCUGAAGGUGUGAAGUUCUGUUCUGACUGGAUAUAUCUACAGAUUCAAUGCAAAGUGUCGGAGCAGAGGAAACAUCAGGGCCGAUGUUGCAGAGGAAGGAGUCGUUUUCUCUCCUCUCUACAUCAGAGAAGUGGCUCUUCAGAGGGAAGAAGAGGAAGCAGAGGAAGAGAGAUGUGGACUCACUCAGUCUCUGCAGUUUGGACAUCAAUGAGCCCAGCACGAAGCGUGUGAAGCCUCUGUCUCGAGUGACGUCUCUGGCGAGCCUCAUUCCUCCAGUUAAAGCGGCUCCGCUGAAGCGCAUCGGACAGACCCUGCAGCGCUCCAUCAGUUUCCGCAGUGACUGCCGCCCGGAGAUCAUGGCCCCGCGGCAGAUCCCGCCAGCCGCCACCAAGCGCCGUGACAGCAAGCUGUGGAGCGAGACGUUUGACCUGGGCCUGGGACACAUGCUGUCCUCCAGAGACAUCAAGAGACAAGAGUCCAUCUUUGAGCUGUCUCAGGGAGAACAGGACCUGAUUGAGGACUUGAAGCUGGCCAAGAAGGCGUAUCGUGACCCCAUGCUGAAGCUGUCGAUUAUGGCGGAGCAUGAACUCAAUCAGAUCUUUGGCACGCUGGACUCCCUCAUUCCCCUGCAUGAAGAUCUGCUGAGUCGGCUGCGAGAGGCCAGGAAGCCGGAUGGCUCGACCGAUCGCGUGGGCCAUAUUCUAGUGGACUGGCACGCUGACCCCAGAUCAGCCUCAGACACCGCUCACACUGAGCCUGAAACAGGUGACAUGGUUAUGGGGGACUCCCUUGCCUUUCAAGAUGCCACAGACCCCCAAAUAUCAUCAUCAUAG
Pimephales promelas (fathead minnow) is the source of this 1012-nucleotide messenger RNA. NCBI's taxonomy places the organism in Eukaryota, Metazoa, Chordata, Actinopteri, Cypriniformes, Leuciscidae. The record is from RefSeq and is a predicted model, not a curated record.